Cynoglossus semilaevis (tongue sole) is the source of this 2757-nucleotide messenger RNA. It is a transcript of the gene sesn2, whose product is annotated as sestrin 2. Gene Ontology annotation, cellular component: nucleus. Bases 502 to 2178 code for a protein of 558 amino acids. Gene Ontology annotation, molecular function: oxidoreductase activity, acting on peroxide as acceptor; L-leucine binding. Lineage: Eukaryota; Metazoa; Chordata; Actinopteri; Pleuronectiformes; Cynoglossidae. The transcript is spliced from 11 exons. Gene Ontology annotation, biological process: regulation of response to reactive oxygen species; positive regulation of macroautophagy; negative regulation of TORC1 signaling. The record is from RefSeq and is a predicted model, not a curated record.
GUUGCAGGAAUGAAAAAAACAUUCACUGGAACAGCUGAAGACACAAAACCGCUGUUGGUACGGAGUCAAACCACAGCGUUAUAAAAAAUAAUUUAAAUUAACUGAAUUCAGUAAAUGUCGUGUGUCUGGAAUUGGUACUAAUUGAAGCUAACGGCCAACAAAGCGGUUCAACUUUUAAUUCAAACCCAAAUACGCAAUUUAAACAAGACAUCAUCUGCUAAUGCUAACGGAUAAGUUAGCUCAACGGGCUAAAGCUGAACGCCAAGAGAGCGAGUCUGCAGGAGGAGAAAACCGGCUGUGAGAGGGUGGAUGAGCCGCUGGACGUGACGGUGCUGCCUCGUUAAUGAUUUGCGGGACAUGAUUGCGCAGUGACCGAAGAUUGAGCUGAAGACACAUCAGCUAAGAACAGACACCUGAAAACACUACAGUUAACGGUUAGAUUGAAGACUCGAGCUAACAGUCGUUAGCAGCCCACGGUGCUGCUGCAACAGAUAACCAGAGAUGGCCAGUAACACCGCAGGAGGCUUCACCUGCCCGACCAAUGGUGACGACACGCCGGGACGUGUGUGCACCGUUCUUAGUGACCGCUCUUGUCGCCUCCACUCCGAGUCAGAGUCUGACAUCGUCCCAACUGUGAAGUGCUUAGCCCGACUGUGCAGCAGGGACGAAGAGGAGAGAGCAGCGGCUCUAAGGGAGCUGAACCAGCAGGUUUUGCUUCGUUUGGAACUUGACAAGCCUGGUUCUGCACGCUUGAGUAAGCAAACCCUGCUGCAAUUGCUCCGACUGUCCCGGUCGUGUCCGCUCCGGGAGGUUCGGGAGAAAGCAGGCGAGCUGCUGCGUACCGCACAGGAACAAGGAGUUGAAGUUCCCAGAGUCCUGGCCUCCGGUCCGAGUACAUUUAUUCCUGCAAAACAGAUCCUGAAGGAGGAGAUGGACCAGGACAUUCUACUUGAGUCCUUCCUGUCUCUGGGCCGUGUGGAUCACAUGACCAUGGUGAUGGCGCUGCACCCAGCCUACCUCAGCUGCUUCCUGAAGGCCCAGCAUGCUUUGCUGGAGCUAGAUGGGCCCCUUCCCUGCCAUUGGAGACAUUACAUUGUUCUUAUGGCUGCAGCUCGACACCACUGCUCGUACCUGGUGCAGCAGCACAGUGCAGGUUUCCUUGAGGCCGGGGGAGAGGAGAGCUGGCUCAGCGGCAUCCAACACGCUCCUACCAAACUCCGCAGCCUGCAGACACUCAACAAACUGCUAGCACACCGACCCUGGCUCAUUACCCAGCAGCACAUCCAGGAGCUGGUGUGUUCUGGUGCAGACCCUCGCUGGUCGCUGGCCGAACUGAUACACGCCGUGAUCCUGAUGGCUCACGCUCACUCCCUCUCCUCUUUCGUGUGGGGCUGCGGCCUGAACCCAGAGCCUGACCACAUUGGAGGUUACACAUUUCAGCCUCCUUCACCCGGUAACCUUCCUCGGAGUCCUCACAGCCCCGCACAUGAGGACGGCAGGCAGGAGUUGGUUGAAGGAGCCAUGGAGGUGGAGGUGCUGAUGAAGAGGAUGGUGGAGCUGCAGCAGCAGGAGGAAGAGUGCACGCAGGAGGAGAUGGUAACACGCUUCGAGCGCCAGAGGAGUGAGAGCAUACCGACAGCUGUGGUGCGUGAAGCUCCACCUGAUCUGGUGCUGUGCCUCGUGGAGGAUCCAGAGUUCAGAUAUGAAGAUUUUGCCCCCAGGGGAGAGCAGGCUCCGCCCACCAUGAGAGCACAGGAUUAUUCUUGGGAAGACCACGGCUACUCUCUGGUUAACAGGCUCCUACCAGACAUGGGCCAAGUGCUGGAUGAGAAAUUCCAGGUGGUGAGCAACCUGACCUAUCAUAGGAUGGCCAUGCAUGAAGGAGUGGACACACACACUCUGAGGAAAGCUCUGUGGAACUACAUCCAUUGUCUUUAUGGGAUACGAUAUGAUGAUUAUGACUACGGCAGCGUGAAUGUGUUGUUGGAGCGCUCCCUGAAGCUGUUUGUCAAAACCGUGGCCUGCCACCCCGAGCAGACCACCGCGCGCAUCUACUACUCCUUCUGGAGGCACUUCAGACACUCUGAGAAGGUCCAUGCCAACCUGAUAGUCAUGGAAGCUCGACUACAGGCAGCUCUUCUUUACACCUUACGAGCCAUCACACAUUACAUGAGAUGACACAGUCACUCGUAGUUUGCAGAAGCUGAGCCAGCUGGGAUUUAUACACAGUCCCACGCAUAACACAGGUCUAGCUGUAAAGCGUGUAUUCACACCCACAGACAUCUCUGCCCUAUCUACACACACACACACACACACACACACACACACACACAGAUGCUGUAUGGUAAUGUGUGCAUAUCCUGUGUUGAAGUGUUAAUGUUUUGAUGCUGCUUUGCAACUGGGAUGUCAGAUAUUUACGAUGUGUGAUUUUGCACUGAAAUGUAACAGGUUUGUUUCCCACUUGAGCCUAAUGUGGCUACCUGUUUGUGACAGGCAUGUCUUUGUGACACAUAUCACUUGUGCAAGAGGAAUGGUCUGGUUCAUCCAGGUCUUCAUCAUCAUUAUGUUUUCAGGUUGUUGUUUUUUUGCAGAAUUUAAGUUUAUUUAACAUGACUGCGUGAACGUAUCACUCUUCAGACUACUACAGUCUCCAUCCUGUGUUUCUGCAGCACUCGGAGGAUGGAAUAGGAAAAAAAACCCAGAAUAACUUGUAUUUUUUUAUAUACAUUAAAAAGUUACUUUGUUAUCAUAUUGAAA